Cuscuta campestris is the source of this 2396-nucleotide messenger RNA. The record is from the annotation of a GenBank genome assembly. Lineage: Eukaryota; Viridiplantae; Streptophyta; Magnoliopsida; Solanales; Convolvulaceae.
GAUUCAGACCUGGUUCGCCGUCUAGGGUUUUUUGUAAAACGGGAAAAGCUCCAUUGCUAGCAAUGUAUGCCCUUCGCUGAAGAUGGAAAAUCCAAACCCUCCUCCUUCGCCGAUAGGAUUAGAGCCCGCUCCUAAAAAGCAGAAGAUGUCCACCACCACGACCUCCGACGAUGAAGAAUUUGACCCAGCCGUCCCCGCCGCAGACGGAGGUGCUCCACCGGAACGGAAACCCAGGUACAAGCGCCGCAAAGUCGCAAUUUUCUUCGCCUAUUGCGGGGUUGGAUAUCAGGGGAUGCAAAAGAACCCCGGGGCGAAAACCAUAGAAGGGGACCUCGAAGAAGCUCUAUUUCACGCCGGCGCCGUGCCGGAGCAAGACAGGGGCCAGCCUCGGCGGUAUGAUUGGGCUCGCUCAGCUCGGACUGACAAGGGUGUGAGCGCCGUAGGUCAAGUCAUCUCGGGUCGGUUCUACACUGACCCGCCUUGUUUCAUCGACCGCAUGAACUCGAACCUCUCUCCUCAGAUCCGGAUCUUCGGUUACAAGCGAACGACGGCAUCGUUCAGUGCUAAGAAGUUCUGUGAUAAGCGGAGGUAUGUUUACUUAAUCCCUGUUUUCGCUCUGGACCCUUCUGCUCACCGCGACAGGGAAACUGUUCUUGCUAGUAUGGGAUCUGGAAAUGAACUUGUGAAGUGUGUAGAGUGUUCAGAAAGAGGACGUAAAGUUGAAGGUGUAAUGGGUAAACGAAGCUUCGAUUCAAAGAAUGAGCAAAAUGGGGCUUCAUCUGAUUCGGGCAUUUUGUUGAACACAAAGAACUCCCCCCUCCAUUCUGUAGAAAAUGGUGAUGAUGCUAGUUAUCCAUGUUCUGAAACUGAGAAAAAACUAGAAAGUGUUACUCCUCAAGAGGAGAAUGAUGAAGCUACAGACACGAAUGGUGCAAAGGGAGAUGACAAAGACACUUUAGCCACAAAAAAGACGGAGUUUUCUUUUGGAGAUCUUGAGAAAGACAAGUUUAACAGAAUUCUUAAGUACUACGAGGGAACACACAACUUCCACAAUUUCACAACAAGAAUAAAAGCUGAAGACCCAUCUGCAAAGCGAUACAUUAUCUCUUUUGCUGCAGACACCACAGUUAAUGUUGAAGGCAUUGAGUUUGUUAAGUGUGAGGUGGUUGGACAAAGCUUCAUGCUUCAUCAAAUCCGUAAGAUGAUAGGUCUUGCUGUGGCAAUCAUGAGGAAUUGUUCUUCAGAGUCUUUGAUUCAAACAGCUUUCCGCAAGGAUGUUAAUAUUAAUGUGCCUAUGGCUCCCGAGGUGGGAUUGUAUUUGGACGAGUGCUUCUUCACAUCAUAUAACCAAAAGUGGGAAGAUCACGAAGAACUGUCAAUGAAAGAUUAUGCAGGUGAGGCAGAGGACUUCAAAAUGAAGCAUAUUUACACUCAUAUUGCAUCAACAGAGCACAAGGAAGGAGUGAUGGGUCUCUGGCUACAUUCUCUGAACUACCGUAACUACCCUGAUUUAGCUUUUACAGAGCACGAAAAAACCGUGGAUUCAAAAAGUGAAGAAGGUGCAAAUAUGAAAAACGGGACAGAAAUUGGUUCAUGUGAAAAAACUGUGAAUGAUAAUGCUACUGCUGUAGGUGAUGAUGUGGCACGCUCGUGUCAUAUGAACAAGGCUGAUGAAUUGGACAUUAAAACAGUUCAAGCUGCAGCUAUUGUUGAUUCACUUGCUGGGAAGCCUGGCAUUUCUGCAAAUGCCGAAACCGCUUAGGGCGUGUUUGGUUUGUAGGGAGGAGAUGUAUCUCUCUUCCUCUCUAGCUGAAAAUAUUUGGGGCAGUGGUUCAAGUUUCUCAAUUCAUCACUUCCCUCCCUCUGAAAGCAGAACCAAACAAACUCUUUGGGGGGACGUUUGGUUUCGUUGGGUGUAAGCUACCAGAGGUAAUAUACCUGAAUUGCAUCAUUUAUUUCGGUUGUGGUUCAUGUUAUUGCCUUUGAUGUUUGAAGUUGUACCUAACACCCAACUUAACAUUUGCAUGCUUUUGAUGGAAUGCGUAAUACCACCCAAAUUCUUGGAUGAUUAAGAACUCCUUUUUUAUUUACCGUACAAUAGGUGGAAAUUCAUGUUUGAGAACAAAUAAUUUGAGCCAUCAAAAAUAUUGAGUAUUUACAUUCUUCACAUUUUGACAGCUCAUAUUUGUACAACUUAUAAAUACUCUUAGUUGACUCCCUCAGCAGUCAGCCCCGAUUUGUUCGUUCAGUUUGCUUUUGGCAUAUAAACAAGGAGAAUAAUUUAAGUUGGAGAUGUGACCAUAAUGUUCUUGAUUUUCCUGUUUUACAUUUUGGAUAGUGGCUACAUGCUAUUUAGUACGGAGUAAAACACAAUGUAAUGAAUAGAGUUUGCAUUU